Messenger RNA from Auxenochlorella protothecoides, 1353 nucleotides. RefSeq names its product Glutathione synthetase, chloroplastic. NCBI's taxonomy places the organism in Eukaryota, Viridiplantae, Chlorophyta, Trebouxiophyceae, Chlorellales, Chlorellaceae. Gene Ontology annotation, cellular component: cytosol. Gene Ontology annotation, biological process: glutathione biosynthetic process. The record is from RefSeq and is a predicted model, not a curated record. Gene Ontology annotation, molecular function: glutathione binding; ATP binding; glutathione synthase activity. The coding region runs from base 1 to 1353 and encodes 450 amino acids. The transcript is spliced from 4 exons.
AUGGAUCUCUUACAGAAACUCAAAGAUCCGCAAGUACUCAAGGAUCUGACAGAGGACGCUGUGGUCUGGGCCACCCAGCACGGCCUGGUGAUGGGCCUGGCGACGCCCACGCCCGCCGCGGCGGUGGUGCAUGCGCCGCUGGCGCUGACCCCGGUCCCCUUCCCCGCGGGCACCUUCCGUGAGGCGGAGGCCGCGGCGGGGGCCUUUGCCGCGCUGGUGGACGCGGUGGCGGAGGACGACGCCUACCUGCUGGCCACGCUGCGGCCCACGGCCGCGCACGACGACUUCGGCGUGCUGGCCCACCUGCGCUCCGACUACAUGCUGCACACGCCCACCGGGUCCCUGCUCCAGGUGGAGAUCAACACCAUCGGCGUGUCCUUUGCCUGCCUGGGGGGCCUGACCGCCUGCCUGCACGGCCACCUCCUGGGCCGGCUGGGCGCGGGCGCCGCCGAGCGUGCCGCCCUGCCCCCCAACGACGCUCUGGACCAGUUGGCGGACGCACUGGGCGCGGCGGCGCAGGCCUAUGGCGUGGAGGGCGCCGUGGUGGUCAUGGUGGUGCAGCCCGGGGAGCGCAACCUGUACGACCAGCAGUGGGCCCAGACGCGGUUGUGGGAGCGGCACGGCGUGCGCACGCUGCGGCGCACGCUGAGCGAGCUGGCGCGCGACGCGGAGCUGGGCGCCGACCGGCGCCUGCGCGUGGGCGGCGCCGUGGCCGCCGUGGUCUACUUCCGCGCGGGGUACGUGCCCGAGGACUACGCGGGGGAGGCGGAGUGGGCGGCGCGCGAGCGCGUGGAGCGCAGCGACGCCUUCAAGUGCCCCUCCGUGGCCUACCAGCUGGCGGGGGCCAAGAAGGUGCAGCAGGACCUGGCGCGCCCGGGGCAGGUGGAGCGCUUCCUGCCGGACGAGGCGCAGGCCGCCCUGGUGCGCCGCUUCUUUGCCGGGCUGUGGGGCCUGGAGGACCUGGCAGACCCAGACACCGCGGCGGCGGUGGGCGCCGCGCUGCGCGACCCCGGCGCCUUCGUGCUCAAGCCGCAGCGCGAGGGCGGCGGGCACAACCUGUACGGCGCCGAGCUGCGCGCACGACUGGAGCGCGGAGGGCCGGGCCUGGGAGCCUACGUGCUGAUGCAGCGCAUCCUGCCACCCAUCAACCGCUCGGUGAUGGUGCGGGGCGGGGAAGCCGUGGAGGCCGACACCCUGUCGGAGCUGGGCAUCUUCAGCGUCCUGGUGCGCCGCGGGGGGGAGGUGCUGGUCAGCCGGGGGGCGGGACACCUGGUGCGGACCAAGGCCGCCGAGUCGGAUGAGGGGGGGGUGGCCGCGGGGUAUGGCGUGCUGGACAGCCCCUUCCUGGUGUAA